AUGUUUUCUGCACUUGCAGGAGAGACUAAAGCAGAGCCCGCUGGUAAAAAGUGCCCACAAGGACACAGGUGCCCCCUGGGCUCAAGCUACGGAACAUACCAAGAUUUGGAAGGCAGUACCUACUGCAAUUCUUGCGGUGCCGGCUAUUAUUGUCCCAAGGGAGCCGAAGUUACAUUUAAUGACAAGUACAUCUGCCCAGCAGGGUCGUUCUGCCCAGCAGGAACGAAAAGUGAAAAGGAGUACCUCUGUCCUCCAGGGUUUUACAACCCACAUGUGGGCAUCCUAUCUGUGCUUGGCUGUUCGCCUUGCCCACCUGGGAAAUACUGUGACCGCGCUGGCCUCACAUCUCCAACUGGAGACUGUGCAGACGGCUUCUAUUGUUCGUCUGGUGCUCGUUACGAAAAAGAAGUCCAUACAGGGUGUAUAUAUGACUCGGGCGUUUUGGGACGGGGGACAGGCAGCUGUAACGGUGACGCCGGCCCAUAUCUUGAAAAAGUUGAAGCAGAACGACGGUGCUCGAGUCUCGACGCCUGUGUCGGGAUAGAGGCGAAUGAGCUGGGAUUUCACAUUAGGUGCGGGACUGUGGAGGCUCCCGAAGAGGAACAACAAAGUGUAUUUUUCCGAAAACUUUGUAUUGAGGCAGGCCUAUGUCCGCUGGGUUAUAUCUGCCCUCACGGAAGUGGUUCUCCACAGCCAUGUCCUGCUGGAAAAUACUGCAACUCCAUGGGACAGUCCGAGCAUUCAGGAGAAUGCCGUCCUGGCUUCUUUUGUCCUGAAGGAUUCUUCUGUGAAGAGGGAAGCGCGGCUCCUGUUGAUCCCACCAAGCUCUGUGCUGAGGGGCACUACUGUCCAGAAGGGACUCACACCGCCAUUCCAUGCGAGAGCGGCACAUACCAGCCGCAAAAGGGGGCGACGAUAUGUUUAACCUGCCCACAAGGAUCGUACUGCGAACCGGGUUCGACUGCUCCCAAAACGUGUCCAGCAGGCUUUUUCUGCCCUGCCGGCACUCAGCAUAAGUUUCAGUUUCCUUGUCCGCAAGGGACGUACGGCGUAGCCCAAGGUGCUAUCUCCUCUGCGAGCUGCCACCUCUGUCUGGGUGGUCAACUGUGCAGCACCCCUGGAACAUCGGCACAGGGGGAUCUUGCUAUGACUCCCUGCCCAGCAGGAUAUUACUGCGCUAAUGGGACAGGGUCUGUAACCCCUACAGCUUGCACUUACGGCGAAUAUUGCCCCGAGAACUCGACGCUCCCUACGCCAUGCCCCUCUGGAUAUUAUUGUGCAAACGAAGCUCUUGAAUGGCCCACUGGCCGCUGCCGGGGUGGAUACAUCUGCAAACAGAGAUCUUCAACACACAGCCCUGAAGCUGCAACGUCUGGGGAGAUGUGCCCCGAAAAAUAUCAGGGAUACCCGUGUCCUGCAGGAUAUUACUGCCACACUGCUCCUUUGGUCGAUACACUUAAAGGAAACGGUAAUACAAAGGCCGCUGGUGACGGACUGUCUGCGCCAGAAGCAACGUUUAGUCAGCUGACAGGAAUCGCUGUGAACCAUAUUCGAGGCGAGCUCAUAGUGGCGGAGUAUCAAGAGGGACGAAUCAGCUCCAUCCACCUGUCCACAGGGCUUGUAACUAAGAUUAAAACUGGCCUUAAAAAGCCUGGAGGCCUUGCAGUGUCAAAUGACGGAAACAUAUUGUAUGCAUCACUGUCAGAAGAUGGAAAGGUCAUUGCUAUUAGCCUGGAAGACUCUGGAGUCACCGAUGUCCAAACCGGCUUAAGCGAACCGUGGGGAUUAAGCCUCUCACUAGAUGGCGAGACGCUCUACGUUGCUCAAGCAGGCGCAAACAAAAUUUCUGCGAUUAAACUGAGUAAUAAGAGCCUGACCGAUGUUAUAGGAAGCGGAGCUCCUGGUAGGCCCCCUAUGUAGAACCGGGUGAACCACUAUGAGGUACAAAACUUGAGUGAAUUGCAAUUCACGGGCGUCUUAUUUGCUGCCGCAGCGAAUAUCACGCUAAACUCCCCUUAUGCAGUCGCUGUUGCCCUCGAUGAGAAGCUUUACGUAGCCGAUACGGGGAACCGGAGAGUACGUUUGGCCAGUGCUCUGCUUCAUCCACUUACAGGCAGUAAAUUAUGGCUUGUCAGUUUUUUUAAUUCACCAUGUGCUCCCUUACUCUUAAGCUACUUAGAGACCAUAUUAGCUGCUAGAGCUACCCGCAUUGCUCAAGAAACAGCAAUUGAUUACAAUCUGGGCUAUAUCGUUGCUCUAACAUUUGGAAGCCUACAAUCGGUAGGAAAAGCAGAAGGCCAAUUACUCUUGAAUAUUCUGGUUUGCUCUCAAGUCUGGAGGCUGGACUUGGACACACAUCGCAUUGAGCAAGUGCUUGGAACAGGCUCAGAAGGAUUCAGUGGUGAUGGACGGAUUAUCCCUGCGCCUGAAGCACAAAUCAACACUCCAACGGGAGUGGCAGUGGGUGAAAAGGGCGUGGGGCAACCACAGGUGACAAGUCGCUGUUCUGAGGGUUAUUACUGCCCUGAAGGUAGUUCCAGAACAAACGCUCUGCCUUGUCCACGGGGUCAUUUCUGCAAAUCACCUGAAAGUGCGCUUUUUAAUGUUGCGCAUAACGCCAUUGUGGACACACUGACUUCUGGAGAUUUUGUUGGUGGAAAUACGCCCGAGCAUGUGACAGACGGUGAUACUGACCUAGGCACUGGAUGGAUUUCUCAGAGCACCGAAAACUUAGAGCAUGGCUUGAUAAUUGAUUUAGGCAAACUGUUUUUCAUCAGCGAGAUCAGAAUUAUUUCUGGUGGGCAAACAGAAAGCAAGACUAUUUCCUCCUUCUCGAUGCAGUACUUCCACUCUUCGUCUUCCUCUUACCUUGAUCUCUUCAGCGUAGCAUCCAACGAGCAUUCAGACUACUCAAUGAGCUUUGGGGAAGUGGCCACGACAAAAAUCAUGCUGGUCUCACCAGACGCGCAAGUAUUCAUUUCAGAAAUUAUGGUAUUUGGAACAAGUGCCCCUGGCCCCGCCUCCCCAACGCCGUGCCCUCCUGGUUGGUAUCAGGACUUGAAAGCUCAAACAGAAUGCAAAGUAUGCCCUGCAGGAAACUACUGCACCGACACUUCAGCCACACCGUCUCUGAAGUGUCCACAGGGCUACUACUGCCUCAAAGGAUCAUUCAGUGGGUACGAAUACCCAUGCCCCCUGGGAACAUACAAUAAUCAAGUUGGAGCCAAAAGCUCAUCGGAGUGCUUACCGUGCCCCCCCGGAAAGUACUGUGGCUCCCGUGGUCUGACUGAGCCCACUGGAGACUGUCUAGCUGGGUAUUACUGCCAAGGAGGAGCCUGGUCCCCAGCUCCCCAUGCUGAAGAGAGCAAUCCUGACGGCAUUGCUGGAUCAUCAGGCAGCCUCUGUCCGAAGGGUUACUACUGCACUAGUGGAGCCACAACCCCGACGCAGUGCCCAGACGGUGCCCAAAGCGACUUGCUACCCCUCCAUGUAUUUGGAGAAGAGCAUGAGGACCACGGAUUGUGUCCCCCUGGGCACUACUGCCCUUCCGGCUCUGCGGCGCCCUCGCCCUGUCAUCCAGGAACGUAUCAGGACGGAGUUGGGUCCGUGGAAUGCAAGCCCUGCACUCCAGGAUAUGCAUGCACUGAGAAAGGUCUAACGCGUCCGGUGACAUUAUGCGACCCUGGUUACUACUGUCUUAAAGGGUCUAGCACGCCACAGCCAGCUGAUGGAGUCUCAGGUGGGCAAUGCCCUGCUGGGUGGCACUGCCCGAUGGGCAGUGUGGUGCCUAAAGCAUGCCCUCCGGGUCAAUAUACGCCUCUUGCUGGACAAUCAGCAUGCGCACCAUGUCCCGCUGGCUACAAAUGCCCUCUAUUAAGCCCAACACCAUCUCAGUGCCCCGACGGACUGGUAUGUCCCGAAGGAACAAUGAAGGGGACUCACUGCCCAUACGGUGCCUACAAAACUCGAGCAAACAGCUCAGGUCUAACUAAUGCAUGCGCUCCUUGUCCAAGGGGCAAGUACUGUAGGGCUGGUAUUAUUGCUGGACCAUGUAGCGCAGGGUGA
Molecule: messenger RNA, 4065 nt
Organism: Cyclospora cayetanensis
Lineage: Eukaryota; Apicomplexa; Conoidasida; Eucoccidiorida; Eimeriidae
Exons: 22
Source: RefSeq, a predicted model, not a curated record